UUUUGAAGCAUUUCCUGUUAUUGGAUAACGAUUGCUUUACAAUUUAGCAAAAUAGCUCACUAAGCAUACUUAAUACGUAAUUGUGAUGGACACGACAAGUAUUGAUGAUGUGGAUGAUUGACCUCUACCUUUGGCUUUGACCUUUUGCAUCAGUGUUGUCGUAACUACCACUAACUCUGACAAACUUGACAGUUCCUUAAAGAAUUUGAAGCCAUGGAUGAAGAUGAUGAUAUGCACAUUUGUUUGGUUUGUCAGGCAACAGUGGUAGGACUUAUAAAUUACGUCAAUCACAAAAAGUUUGAAUGUCCUGGAAGAAAAAAUGCAGACAAAGGUGGAAAGACGACGAAACAAGUGCAAGCUGUACCCCAACCUACAUACACACAAGGGGAGACUACUACUCAGUCUUUUAUGCAGUUAUUAUCACCAACUGAUAGUCAGUACUCACAAUCUCCCAUGUUUUCUAGUCACCUAGAUAGUCCAGCACAAAUUACUACCAGUCAACAAUACCUAGAUAGUCCAGCACAAAUUACAACCAGUCAACGAUACCUAGAUAGUCCAGCACAAAUUACAACCAGUCAACAAUUGUCUCAGUCACCGAUGCUUACCACUAACCAACUGUUUUCUGUGAGCUCUUCUCCAAGCCACGGAGUAGCUUACACAACUCAGAUCUCAUUUAGUGAUGAGAUUGGCCCUGUGAUGUCAUUACAACAAAAUACUGAUCUUCCAUCACCUCCUGCAUCCGGUAUGAACAGUAAUGAAAAGGUGUCUACAUCCCAGACAUCAAACCAAAAUUCAGCCAUCCAGACCAGCAGAUUAAGCAGCUCAUCAUCACAAGUAACACAGUCUCUGACAGUUGAUGCCAAUGAGCAGUAUUUAACACUUCCUUCAGGAGGUUUUAGUCCCUCUGGUAAUGUUGUGAAUCCAAAUGUUGUCAUGAGCUCGGAAGGGUCCGAUUUCUUUUCUUCCUUAGCAUUGCAAAAGAAAAGUGAAAAAGUUGAGACACAACAGAAUGAGAAUAAGGAUAGCCUGACAGCUGACUUGCCAAUAUCUAACAUACUCAAUAGUUUGGACUUGUAUGAUGAAGAUUUAGAUUUUGUGUUUGCGGAUGACAAUUUUCUGCAAGAUGCUUUCACUGACGAAUCUGAUGACGACAGUUUUCCUCCACCCAAUCAUACUCACGGAAAGUGGAAACCAGGAGAGGGGCCUUCACAUCACUCUAAAGUUUUAUGGCAGCCAGGCCGAAGACCAAUGCAUCCAUCAAAAGGGAAAUGGAGGCCUGGUGAAAUGCCCGGAAAGGCAAAAGGCAAGUUAAAGUCUCAUAUCCUGGCAAGACAGCAAGAAAAUGCAAAAGUAGAAGAAGAGAAAGCUCAAACAAGAGUAGCCUAUAAGAAAAGAGAGGAAUAUAAAUGCCAGUAUUGUGACAUAACAUUUUCUAACAGGUUUGUUUUUUCAAGCCAUUGCCAGAAACCAGAACAUAAGAGAAAUGUUUCAAACUAUGAUAGAAUAGAAGAGGCUGUCAAGAGUCUUGAGGUAAUAGAAUGGAAAAAUGAUACCGAUGAAAGUAAGAAAAUUAAACUUGACGAAAUAAAAGAAGAAAGAACAAGUCCGGAUAAUGACAAUAGGGAAGUUUUGGAUGAAAAUAAAUCUGUCGAAGUUGAAACACCAAGUAGUGAAGCAGAGGAGAAGAAACAUGAACCUCCUAUUUAUGUAUGUUCUAUCUGUGACAAAAAGUUUAAUAGCAAAUACACUAUGGCACGUCAUCUUUUGUCUACUUACCACAAAAAUCAUACAAAAGGAAAUCCAGAUACCAUCAAAGUUUUAGAACAAUAUCACAAAUAUAUAGUAUGGCUAAGCCCUUAUCAAUGCACAAUUUGUCAAUUUUAUUUCAAUAGAAAUGAUGAUUUCAUGGAACACUUGAAGUCUGAAGAUCAUCAAUUGCAGUGUGAGAGUCUUGAUGGUGAAAUAAUGUGUAGCAUUUGUAAAUUUUGUUGUCACGAUAAUGGCUCUCUUCUUCAGCAUAUUGAAAAUAAUGGCAUACAUAAGCAAGCUGCAAAGAAAGGAUGUAAGCCAUGUAUAAUCAAAGAAAAGAAUUACGAUACUGUAUGCAAAUAUUGCAAGAAGAGUUUGCAUUCUAAAUUACAUAUGAAAAGACAUAUGAGAGCCCAACAUUUCAAAGAAUAUGCAGAAUAUGAAUCAACAUGCAAAUUAUGCAACAAAUUUUUCUUCGAUACUUACACAUACAAACGUCACAUGUCCACGGGUCAGCAUAAAUUACGAGCAGAACAAAGAAAGGCAUCAGGAAAUACUGCUCCUGAAGAAGAGCCAGAGGUCUUCAAUGAAGGAGUUAACAGGACAAGAAUUAAUCGAAAAGUUGAAAAGCCAUAUAAAUUGGCGAAAAAGAAUACGAAGAGUAUAAAUAAAAGCUUCAAAUGUGAAUAUUGCGACUUUGUUGCAUCACAGUACAAUGAGCUGAGACCACACUACAUGGAAAGUCAUGCAAACCAUGUGUUCGUUUGUGAAUUGUGUGAUUUAACUUUUAUAACAGAGAAAGCACGAAAAGUUCAUUUUGCUGGAAUCAAACAUCAAACAAACUUGAGAAAAUCUGAAGGAAAUCCUACCUCACUGAUUCUGCAAUGUGAUUAUUGUGAUAGAAGAUUUGAGGACGAAAAAUUGAAAUUAUUUCAUACAGAAGUUUACCAUUUACAUCCAAAUUCAGAAGAGUCUUUGAAAGACAAACUAGGCCGGGGAGAUGUGACAUCUUUGAUGUAUCGCGAAUUCCUGUCAACAAUUGAUCAAGUAGAAGAUGAAAGAAUUCAGUGUCUGGAAUGUCCGAAGACCAUCAUGAAGGACUACAUUCUUGAACAUUUACGGUCACAUUCAGGGGACAAGCCAUAUAAAUGUCGUUAUUGUAGUUCAGGUUUUGCAGCACCACUUUCUCUGAGAAGACAUUUAAUGUCACAUGUAGGUUUGGCCGAUAGAAAAUGUGAAAUUUGUGGUAAAGAGUUCAAGAAAUAUGGUUCUUAUCGAGAACAUAUGACAAAACACUGCCUUGAAGAGAACAAUGCUAGCAAACUAAUUUGUGAUGUUUGUGGACAGGAAUUUCUAUUACAAAAACAAUUGAAUACACAUAUGAGAAGACACGGAGAGAAAAAGUUCAAGUGUACCUAUGAAGGAUGUCGUUGGGCAUUCUAUUUAUACAAUGAACUUAAAGCUCAUUAUAGGUCACAUACAGGUGAGAGAGCUUAUCUUUGUGACAUCUGUGGAUAUGCUGCUGGAACAAAAAAUCGUCUAAACCGUCAUCAUCACACGCAUACUGGAGAAAGAGCCUACCAUUGUGAAUAUUGUAAUUACAAGGCUGGAACACGAACUCAUCUCCGCAGACACAUGAGAAUACAUAUAGGUUCUAAACCAUACAAAUGCCCUUAUUGCCCUUAUUCUUGCAAUACACAUGAGAACAUUAGAAAACAUAUAUCCAAAACCAAGAAACAUGCUGGACUGCCAAUCUAUCCAUGUAAAUUUUGUGAUUAUGGCACGAGUAAUACUGUUGAUUUCCGUUUUCACUUAGAACAGAAACAUAAAGGAGAAUUCAAUUUUAAAGCAAGCGAUGGAUUAGCUAUCAUUGCUGGAUUGUACAAAAAGGAUGACGAUCCAGACAAACCUUUAGAAGGAACAGAAAUAUUCCAGGUACGGGAAAGAAAGAUCAAAACUGAGAGGCAGCCUCGUCAAAAACAAAAGAAACAAGCUAUCCAUUUUGCAGAUGCAAAGUAUGAUAUCCCAGGAGAAACCAAAAUUGAAAUUAAUCAGUAUCAGGUAAACAAUGAAGAUUUCGACAAUCAGACGGAAAUAGUGGAUGUUCAUGUUACACAUGAGCAGUGGCCAGCCUACACAACACAAGCAAAAAUAACACCAAUUUCAUCAGACAUGCAGUCUUACCAGAAUGUAAUUGAACCGAGUUAUUCCGGACAGAUAUCUUCUGUUGGAUAUUUUAUGCCAGUUACAACAUCAAAUACUGUCACUGUAGAAAGCUCAUUGAUUCCUCAACCUCCUGCCUUACAAGUUGAUGUUGUAGCUAAUGGUAUUAAAUUUCACUAUGAUUAAAGUAAGACAAGAAUUCUGAAAGCAGAACAUUCCAGUUAAUAGUUGAGAUAAAAAAGGAAUGAAAUAAAAAGGAAUUUUUUAGUGAAAAUUUUACUCUUAUAACUAAAAUGUAUAAGCAGAUAUUUUGGGUAUCAGAUGUGUGACAUUAUCAUGAUUAUAGGUAGAAUAGAAUUGAAACAUUAAGAUGCUUGUUUUAAUAUAGAAAUUAUGUUACCAAGUUUGGCUGUAUUUUUUGUUUGUUUGUUUGUUUGGUUUCACCAUGUUUUUUUUUUAUUAUUUUGUUGAUUUUUGUUGAUUUUGUAAUUAAAAAACAAACCCUAGUCCAUGAAAUACAUGUUCAAAUAAUGGCAAUAAGUAAUUGGCUCCAUGUUAGCUUAAUUGUUCACCUAAGCAUUGUCAUCUUUAAAUAAGUUUUGCUGAAAAUAUUUAAAAUGUCACUCAAUCCCUGUAACAUCAUACAGACCUCAGUGUGGUAAAUUUUAUGAAGAACUUUUGAAAGCUCUAUAUACAAAUUACGGGACUGCAUCUGGUCUAUUACUAUUGGUAUUGUAGCAUAUUAAAGGGAUAACAUUACUUUCUAACUUUCAUCAAAUGAGCAUUUAAAAAAAAUAAGUUUGAAGAGAUCAUUUUAUUAUAUAACACACUGCAAUCAGGUUUAUUAUUUACCGUUGAAUAUGAAUUUAAUGGAAUAGAGGUUAUGUUUAAGACUGUUCUAUUGAAACAUACAUGAGGGGAUGAUAUAUUUAUAGCAAGUCUUAGAAAUGAUCGAGCCAAAAAUCAUUGUUAUGUGGUGCAUGGAAAAUGAUGUUUGGGAAUAAUUGGGUACCAAUAAAUAUAGUGUCUUUAAUCUAUGCAAUAGCACAGAGAAAAUAUACUUAUAUAAAAUGAAUUAAGAUAAUGUGUGUUUUCCAAAUUUAAGUAAGGUAUAAGUAGUACCUCAUGUACCCUUGUGAGAAACAUUUAUCAAUUCUGUCAAUUAUUUCAAGUCUGUACCAUGUGUACAGACAUAUGAACAUAAACAUUUGUUGAUCAAAAUAUUCAAUUUUUUACACAAAUGUUAUUUAUUCUCUUAGGUGUUUAUUUUCACUUUGAUGUUUGUGUAGAUCAAAGAUGCAUUAAUUAAUUUUUUUAAUAGAUAUUUCAGACUCUCCUGCGACUAAUUUCCCCAAAAAAAUAAAGAGAAAAAAUACUUGUAAGUCAUGAACAUUUUAGUAUAACUUGGAUUCAAUUUUUUUUGUAAGAUUUUUUGUGGAAAGAGCUCCUGAGUGAUAGGCGAUGAGAAUGUUAAAAUAGCUCCUAUGGCUAAAACCGAGUGGAGUCCCUGAUGUAUGUUUAGAUAGAACAACCCUGGAAAAUAUUUUCUGAUAUCGCAAUGUUUUUAUGUUAAUGCACACACACAAUAGGAAAAAUAUUUUUCUUUAAAAUUAAAAAGUUUGUUGGCUGCAAUUAUUAAUUACCGUAUGCUAGUGAAUAUGCUUGAAAAUUAUAUUUUUUUGGCUCAAUUUUUAUACUUUUGCUUGAAAGAAGUGGCUUAUUGUAGAUUUAAUUUGUUUUAAAUAUGUUGAAAUCAAUUUCAAAAGGGCAUUUUCAGAAUAAUUACGAGUUAUUUAUAGACUAGGAAGCAUUUAUCAUGUUUAUAUUAUAUAAGGACUUUUAAGGUGCUAUGGUAUAUAUGUAACAAUAGGUUUAUCCUAGAGAAUAAUUAUCUGUGGUAAAAAAAUUAAGGCAAUAAGUAAUGCUAUUUUUGUUAUUGGCAGGGUUUUCACUAAGAUGAGUCCAUGAGAUAGACUUUUAAAAACAAGAAUGAGCCUACUACUUAACAGAUGAGUCCCAAGCUGCAACUUAUUUCUUUGUGUUAGGGCUUUGAUUAUGUUGUUAUUAGUAUUGUCAGAAUUGAGCACUGGUCAUGACCAGAAAUUGUCCAAAAAGAUAAAGAUACAAACAAGCGACUUGGUACAGGCACAAAUUGUGGUGAGGUUAAAGCAGUUUUAUGUGGGCAAUACAUCCCCAUUUUUUUGCCUAUUUAGACCAUAUGUCUUUUAAAAGAAAGAUACACACAAAAAACCUCCACAUUUCAACUACCAACAGGAUGACCACUGACUUGAUAAGAAAACAAAUAGCACAUAAAAAUAAUUUGGAAAGUAGGAUGAAAAUGUGUUUGCCACUAGUGAAAGCUAGCUAAAGUAGCCAUGGCUGUGCCUGUUCAUUCAUUUGUACCUGCAUUUUGUCUAUGCAAAGUUUGUCAAUGAAACAAAAUAUUUAGAAACUUAUGGCAUUCUGCACCUAUUUUAAUUUUUUUUUCAAUGAAUGUACUUGUUUCAUGCACAUAUAAAUAUAUAAUUAAAUGAUAUAGAAUGAAAACUCCUUGCCUAACCAUUUUUCUUGUGAUAUUAAUAGUUUCAUAAGUGAUUUACUUUCUACGGAAUUCAAUUGCUAAAUGAAAUGAUUUUUAUUAAAUAUGUAUUUAUUAAUAGUUUUAUUUCAAAACAAGUCGAAAACAUCAAAUCAGUGAACAUUUUACUGUUAUUUUGUUAUUUGUUUAGAUUUUCAAUGUCAUCAUGUUAUUGUAAUUGUCUUUGGAAAUACAUACCAUGUACUGGUAUUAAAGCAUUUUGACAACAAACAAUAUGAUCCAAAUUAGGACAAAGUAUGGUAGGGUUACUUUUUGGCUAAAACCUUCAUAAUUUUUCAAAAUUAUCAGAUUUAAAUCUGAAAUUUUUGUUUCAAAAGUCAAAUGAUUAUGCUUUUUAAAGUCCAUCUCUUUCUUUAUACCAAAUCAGUGUUUCAUGUUAAAACUCAUCUGCCCAAGUAAAUAAAAACUUUAUAUAUUCAGAAGACUAUGAAAUCACAGCCAAAUUUGCAAACUUUGUUGGAAAAAAGUAUGAGGGGAUGUUUGACAAUUAUCUGUGUUAUGCUAUUUCAUUGGCAGGCUUAUUCCACAAAUAGUUUGUGAACUCAUGAGUAUCACACUACUUAUACUUCUAUUUAAUAUUUAUUUGUUUGACAUACAUCUGAACGGAUUUUUUCAACUAUGAAAAUUUUACUCAAAAGUGACCAGAAAAUAUGGAAUGAGGCUUUGGCCAAAACUUGUUCUUAUCAUACCAUAUAAAAAUAGGAAGAUAUUGUAUGAUUGCCAAUGAGACAAAUCUCUGCCAGAGACUAAGUGACGUAGGAGCUUAGAGCUAUUUUCCUAAUGGUUGCAAAAGUUUGGUUGGCUUGCUUCCUUUGUUUCAAUAAAUGUUUGCUCAAGCAUUGUAAUUAAGAUUGACAUCUGCAAUCAAUAGAUAGGCGGGACUUCAGCUUGUAUACAUUAUACAUUUGUACUUAUAAAUGUAAUUGGAUGUUCAGUAUAAUGCAGAGUAUAAUGUAUACAAGCUGAAGGCCAACCUAUCUAUUGAUUGAUGUCAAUCUUAAUUACAAUGCUUGAGCAAACAUUUAUACAAACAAAGCAAGCAAGCAAACCAAACCUUUAAACUACAAACACAGGAAAAUACAGCCUUCAACAUUGAGCAAAACCCAUACUACAUAGCAAGCUAAAACAGGCAAAUAAAAGGUUUUUUUUUAUAGUACCAAUAGUUUGAAUUGGCAUGUAUAGGCUUGAUAUAAAACAAAAUCGAGAAUUUUCCUAAAAAGCACUUAUAAUAUAUCAAAAAUUUACGAAUUUUCUUCUUAAAGGGAAGGAUACCAUAUAUAUUGGUGCUACAAUAUUCAUGCAGGGAUGUUUUAUAUGAAUGUGUGUAUAAUAUUGCUUAAUGAUACAUUGUAAUGUGAUUUAGUGUGCUAUUAUUAUGUAAUUUUUAUAUAAUUUUGCUUACAUUUUUUGUUGAUUAUUUGAAAACCAUGAGGACUUUUGAUUAUGUGAAUAGGGAAAAUGAAAAAAUUACAUCUUGCACAGUAUCAGUUAAAGCUGUUUAUGUCUUUUGUUAUUAUGUAUGAAAAUUAAUCAUUAUUUAAGGAUUGGAGACUGCCAUUGAGGGCCUCAUUUAUUGUGAAAAUUUUGAUUGUGAAAGUAUGAAAACAAAUUAUUAAUGAGAGAAUGAUAACUGUGAAUUAUUUGAAAUGAAUUAUGAUUUCAAUUAAAGCGUUAAUUGCACAAUAAAAAUAUCUAAAAAGGAA
Messenger RNA from Mytilus californianus (California mussel), 8214 nucleotides. Its product is annotated as zinc finger protein 62-like. Gene Ontology annotation, molecular function: DNA-binding transcription factor activity; zinc ion binding; RNA polymerase II cis-regulatory region sequence-specific DNA binding. Lineage: Eukaryota; Metazoa; Mollusca; Bivalvia; Mytilida; Mytilidae. The record is from RefSeq and is a predicted model, not a curated record. The transcript is spliced from 3 exons. Bases 214 to 4098 code for a protein of 1294 amino acids. Gene Ontology annotation, biological process: regulation of transcription by RNA polymerase II.